AUGACUGAGGUAGUGGAAAACAAGCCUUUUGCCCUCCAUUUGUCGAAUAUCUACUUCACAAUUUUUGCACUUUUCUGUUUUAAGCUAUUUGUGAAAAUCAGCCUUGCCAUACUUAGCCACUUCUACAUAGUCAAAGGAAAUCGUGAGGAAGCAGCCCGGAUAGCUGCAGAAUUUUACGGAGUUACUGAAGAAGCAAGGUCCUGGGCAGAUCGGUCACCCCUUCAUGAAGCAGCUAGUCAGGGCCGACUUCUGGCUCUGAAGACUCUGCUUUCCCAGGGAUAUAAUGCAAACACCCUGACCAUUGACUAUGUCACCCCACUGCACGAAGCCUGUCUUGGAGACCAUGUAGCCUGUGCUAGAGCACUUAUUGAAGCAGGCGCCAAUGUGAAUGCAACUACAAUUGAUGGAGUGUCUCCACUGUUUAAUGCUUGUUCACAAGGCAGUGCAACUUGUGUGGAGAUAUUAUUACAACAUGGCGCCAACCCUCAAUCAGACACAUGCCAACCUUCACCAAUUCACGAAGCAUCCAGUAAAGGGAGGAGCGAGUGUGUGGCAGCCCUAAUAUCUUGGGGAGCUGAUGUUGAUCAAAACAUUCCUCACUUGGGAACUCCACUCUACGUAGCAUGCGUCUCUCAGCAACUGCAUUGCACACAAGUGUUACUCGAUGGAGGAGCUAAUGUUCAGAAAGGCAAAUUCCUUGAAACCCCGUUGCAUGCUGCUGCUCAGCAAAAUAGCCCUGAGGUUGUAAAAUUACUGCUGGACUUUGGGGCAGACAUCAAUGUAAAAAACUUGGACCUGAAGCGACCUGUGGAGGCAGCUGCACCAGGCAGCCUGGUGGAGAAGUUCCUAUUGCUACAUGAAGCCACUCCCUGUUCUCUGCGUCAGCUCUGCCGCCUGAGUAUCAGAAACAGCAUGGGGAGGUCCAGACAACACCUCAUUUCACAGCUCCAGCUGCCUACCAUCCUGCAGAAUUUCCUACAGUACAGAUAAAGAUCUUAACAAUUGCAUUGCUAAAGAUUAACUAGACUCCUGGUUUAAUCCAGAUACAGUACUGUAUAAGAACAAUCAAUCUUACAAAUAUUACCCGUGGUAAAUGCAGCCUCGUAAACAGUGAGUGCUUCAUUUCAAAACUCAACUACAUAUACAGCAUCUGAUUGACAGCAUUUAUCAUCAUAAUUAACCUUAAAUUUUUUGAAAGACCUGAACUUAGAUGUAUUUUUCUUGAUAAUCUGAUCAACAAUAUAUUUUUCAAUAGACAAUUUAAUAACUAAUACAUGUGACGUAUAGAAUAUGAACAACCAAAGUGAUUUUGGAUUAUCAUUGGAUGAUUUUGGAUUAUCAUUGGAUGCCUUUCGAUUAUCAUUGGAUGAUUUUGUGUCAGCAAAGCCUUAUGUUGCAUUUUGCCUGUAGCUAAUUGCAAAUAACUUGGUUAUUAUCCUUAUAUCUGAAAGCCAUGGCCACGUAGUAGUGCCAGAAGGUUAAAAAAGUCAACUCAUCCUCUACGUUAGGUUCGUUUUCACCUUAUUAGUGUAUGUUAAAAUCACAGGUAUAACAAAGCUGCCUUUUCUGUUUAAAUAAUACACAUCAAUAUAUGUAUAUCAGCGUGUAUAGCUUAAAAUUAAUAAUUUUAAUACGGUUUUCCUCACUAUGGGCUCUGCUCACAUCAAACACAAAAAGGCAAUUCAUCUUGAUAAUUAUGUGCACUAUAAUUUUCAUUGUAAAUAUUUGUUUGUACUUUUAAGAUUUCCAUAUGAAUGAUUAAUAUGCGGGCGGCACGGUGGCGUGGUGGUUAGUGCUGCUGCCCCACAGCUCCAGGGUCUGCCUGUUUGGAGUUUGCAUGUUCUCCUUUGUGUUUGUGUGGGUGUUCUCUGGGUACUCCAGUUUCCUCCCACAGUCCAAAGACAUGCUGGCUAGGUGAAUUGUCCUCUCUAAAUUGUCCUGUCCAAGGUGUAGUCCUGCCUUGUGCCCCUAUGUCUGAAGGGUUAGGCUCUGACUCACUGCAACCCUCUACAGGAUUAAGCGGUUACAGUUAAUGGAUGGAUGAUUACUAUGUCACUAGUGUAAAUUCUUACUUAUUACUUAUAUAAUCCUUCAGCCAGAACCAACAUACAGUACUUUACAGAUAUGUUGUAGUAAUAUAUUAACGGCAUGUUACGUUAUUUUUUGACAUUUUUCUACAUUUAGUAACAGUUUUUAGCACACGUUUACACUGAAAUCUUAAUAAAAAUAUAUAACACUAUUUUAUCUUCCAUGUUUAAAACAGGCUAUUUUUGUUACAAUAGUUCCAUUAUACCACCCAAUUAGCCAG
Polyodon spathula (Mississippi paddlefish) is the source of this 2308-nucleotide messenger RNA. RefSeq names its product ankyrin repeat and SOCS box protein 5-like. Gene Ontology annotation, molecular function: protein binding. NCBI's taxonomy places the organism in Eukaryota, Metazoa, Chordata, Actinopteri, Acipenseriformes, Polyodontidae. The transcript is spliced from 7 exons. Gene Ontology annotation, biological process: protein ubiquitination; positive regulation of protein catabolic process; intracellular signal transduction. The record is from RefSeq and is a predicted model, not a curated record. Bases 1 to 990 code for a protein of 329 amino acids.